Rhipicephalus sanguineus (brown dog tick) is the source of this 6414-nucleotide messenger RNA. Its product is annotated as mediator of RNA polymerase II transcription subunit 1-like. The record is from RefSeq and is a predicted model, not a curated record. NCBI's taxonomy places the organism in Eukaryota, Metazoa, Arthropoda, Arachnida, Ixodida, Ixodidae. Gene Ontology annotation, cellular component: mediator complex. Gene Ontology annotation, biological process: regulation of transcription by RNA polymerase II. Gene Ontology annotation, molecular function: transcription coregulator activity.
UUCAAGCAUGGCGGCUGUUGAAAAGCCAGCAGCGGUUACUCCGUGCCCGCAAGUUGGCGCAAAGGACGUAAUCGAGACUUCGCAGAAUGGAAAGGAAAACACGAACGAGAGUCCCAGGGAGAGUCUCUUGGAGAAGCUCCGUGCCAAGGCCAAACACUACAAGCCGUGGGGAGACAUGGCCAAGGCGCUCCGCAUGGCUAUCAUGGAAAAACACCACUUGGUGGACAGUGCCGAGCGCAGCCAGUUGCAGAAGUGCCUUGACAUGAUCCAGAAGUCCAUCAAAGUGACUUCGAUGCAGUCCAUGAUAGAGAGACUGGACACCAUCACACGGCAACAAGGCCUCAUGUUUACGACGGGUCCUGGAGGCCAGGAGUGCUUCAUCAGCUCAGACAUGUUCUAUGUGGAAGUCCUACUGGAGCCCAGUGGAACAGUGAAGGAUGUCAAGAUUUCUCACCACGGAGAUCCCCUGAGCUGUCCCGAGCUGACGCAAGUGCUGUUGCGUGGAGACUUUGCAGAGUUCACUAAACACCUCGAAGGGCUGGCGUCAAUCUACCAGCUGAAUGCAGACAAAAAACAAAAGACCAAGGCAUACCUGGCUCUUCAGGCCCUAGAGACUGACUUGAGUAUCUUGUCGCAGCUGCAAAGCUUCAUGAAUGAGCCAAGCAACCUUGUUCACAAGUCUCCAGUUGGCAUCUUGCAGCCACGCAAAGGAGGGCAUCCUAUGAAGCUCACUUUCUUUAUCUCGCCCUAUGACUUACUCGACGUGGACAGCAAAUCUUCCAUUCCACUGACCGUCGAAGCCAUCCUGGAGAAGGGUCUCGGUCACUCUGUGUCCGUCUGCAUCGAGAGCUCGGGCUCACACAAGCUGCAGACUACGUCACUCAUCAGCGUCACCAACACCCCUGAGGGCAAAAACCUCCCAUCGUUUGCUGCCCUGAGCAACCUGAACAGCACGAUGCUGCCAGCGAGCUUCGUGCUCAAGCUGCCCAAACCAAUCCCCAUGGCUGUGGCAUUGGUUCGCAAGAUACAUGCUGUCACCUUGAUCGAGUGUGCUGACACCAGCACCACACAACCUCUGCUCUCCCUCAUCAUCAACCAGGCAUCCGAGGGGAAGCUCACUGCUUCGAGUGACCGUGGCCUGAACGUGACACUGCCAGACCAGCAGCACUGUUACUACCUGUUGUCGGGGAGCCCCGAACUGCCAGGUGUCAUGGUGUCUGGUGUGCCCUUCACACAUCCUACGCAUGUGCCGCAAAUCUUGGUGUUCCUGCGGCAGCAGCUGCUGUUCAACACGUUGGUGGCCAGCUGUGUGCGCCCCUCUAGCCGACAGAAUGCCGAGAUGUCACACAUGUUCGAGGUGAACACCACAUCUAUAUCAAACAUAAGCAUCUCCUUCGAGCACCCACUAGAUGAAUCUCUGGCCACAGUUGACCUAAACCUUAGUGAGAUCACCAGUGUCAAGUGUCGUAUCUAUACUCUCAACAGUGACAUCAGUAUCUGCACUGAUGAGUAUGCCAGCAAAGUUAUGCAGCGGUGCCUCUCCAUCCCAGUAACCAUGCGAGCAGUGAUACGAAAGGCACAGGGUCAGCGAGCGCGCAUGUCCAGCCAAGGGGACUCGUACUGCAAUGCACUGAACAGCAGUGGAAACACGUACCUGACUGGUCUGCCUGGUUAUGGCCCCAACCCAGCAACUGGCUCAUUCGGUGACUUCACACCUGCUGGCAAGGCUGACGGCUAUCGGGAAUCUGAAGAGGAGCCCGGCACACUCGGUUCGCUUCUGGGAGGGCCACUGCCAUCGCAGAGCCCCAACAUGAUGUUGAUGAGCAUGCUGAGCGACGUGCCCUCGGCAAGCAACUCACCCGCUGCUCCAGGGUUUCCUUUUUUAGGCCAGGCCAAGCCUCGGAACAAACGCAAGAGAAAAGCGACGACUUCAUCAGAUGGCCGCAGCCCCAAACGCAGAGAAGAUGAUGGCGGCGGGACAGAUCCAGAGGAGGAGCCUUUUUUAGAGUCUGAAGCGGGGCAGAACAAGGCGGCGCUUCUGAACCCCGCUGAGCCGGCUGGCGCCACCGCGGAACCUGCCACUGACAACACCGCCAGCUUCCUCCAGGGCGGAGGCGGCACACUGUUCCCGGAGGAAGGUGCAGAUCCGGGGGAGACAAACAGGCCUCCGGGCCGGAAGGUCAAGCGUGUUCGCAGCGAGGAGGCUCGGGAAGACAUCAAGCUCGAGAGGGAGGGCUCUCGGUCCCAGGACAGUGGUCCAAAAAACUUGCUUCCCGGUGGGGACUCCGAUAAGCUGUCCCGCUCGGCGUCACCACCGGUCAGCUUCAAAAUUGAAAAAUCAGGGGACAGUCUAAAGAUUUCCAAGACCGAAAGCAAAUCAGGGUCCAAGCCCCGUGAUUCAUCGGAGCUAAGAAAGAAGAUGGAUAACAAGAAGGAACGUAAGAGAAAAAGAGCCGAGAGUGUUGACUCCGGAUGCCGUCAGCCAGCUGUGGCUGCUUCUCCAGAGCCACUAGAACUCUCCCAGCAGGCUUUCAACCUAACAACAAAGCCACAUGGCUCAGUGAGCCCUUCAACAUCUCGCCCUCCUCUGAAAAAGUCUGCCAGUUCAUUUGUGAGUAAUGGAAAGAAACUUUCAAAACCACUCCAGCCUGCACCUUCAAGCAGUUUAAAGAGCAGUACAGAGGCUGAUAACCGGUCCAGCUGUGAAUCUCCCCAGAAAAGCAGCCCCAGUAAGCCAGUGUCUUCUGUGUCAGGUAGCUCGUACGUACCGAGUAGCAGCCCUGUGACAAAGCAGCCUCCAUCAUCGCCGACAGGGACAUUGAAGUUGAAGCACCUUAAUUUGCCUUCGUCAACCACAAUCACACCAGUUGUGGCUAAGCCUUCUUUACCAUCACCAACAUCUACUGCGCCUCCCAGUAUUACAAUAGUGCCUACUACAUCUGUAGCUGGUGGCUCUAACAACCUAAACAAACCACCAAAGUCACGCAAGGGUUGUUUAAAUGCAGUUAUUGCCAAGCUAACCAACACAAUCGCAUCACCCAUUGGACCACCAGUUCCUGAGCUUCCAGGUAGUAGGCCAGACAUAACUUUAAAAUCAUGCGAGAAGAGAGACAGUCCGACGUUGGGCAAAGAGGUCAAAGAAGGAAGGACACCAUCCGCCGAAGGUAGCACAGUAAAGGAAGGUUCAGGUAUCAAGCUCACGGUCACCAAAACGUCUGGAAUUUAUAAGUGCUCUUCAGGAAAGGCCAAAAUGGGUGCCUCAUCAUCCAAGGGAAGCCUCUCAAGUGGGGCAAAAGUCAAAAGCUCACAGAAGCUGAGUGGCUUGCCUGUAGGGGUACCAGCCAAGAAACUUCCCACCAAGAGUCCUGGCAAAGCUCAGUCCAAGCCAGGGGUUCAACCCAUGCUGACAGUGCCACGCCUGGUGCACUUCCAACGCUCGUGCCACGUGUAGCACAACAAUGCAGGCUCUCUGAAAAACUCGCCUAAACUUGCCGCCGUGGGCAAGGCAGGCGCACGUCCAGAGAAGAAACCUAGUGAAACCACAAAGCCCAUCGUUGAGAAGGAAGCCACCAAUUUGAUGCCACCGCCUCUGCAUUCUAGAACUGGACCCAAGAGCAGCGAAGGUGGCCAGCCUCUGCCCGAUGAAGCUGCCCUGAGGAUGCUCCUCGGUCCUGGGGAAAGUCCAGAUGACGACCAGUGGCGUGCACUGAAGGGGAACGUGGGUAGCGAAGAGCACCUGGCAGCCAAGGUUGAAAAUGGACCAGAAGUUGGACCUGUGGCCUUAACAGUGCCACGGGUCCCUCCUGAAAUUCGCACCUCCGAGGACAAGGGACCCACUACAGCAGCUCCGCUUCCAGUUUCCUUAACCAAGGCAGCACCUGCAGCUACUGUCCCUGCCGGUGACGAUGACAGUAGCCCUGAGGAUGGCCUCGUCAUCGAUUUUGCUAUGGACAGCAAGAAGGUGGCGCCUCCUGUAUGUCACAGCCCCCCACGGCCUCCAGAGCCUGUGGUGGCCCCCGAGCUGCCAGCUAGAGCGUCACCAGCGCUCAGUCUCAGUGCCAAGUCACCAUACUUCGUGCCGUCCCCAUCACUCAAAUCUCCACAGGCGGGGAGCCCACCCUCCAACCAUUCAGUGUCAAGCUCACUUUCGAGACCCUCACCCUGUGUCAUUGAUGACGACCUCAUGGACGAAGCUAUUGUGGGGCUCGGAAAGUGAUGCAUCCUCCUGUCGUGCACUGCGUGCGUAUUGAACGCUUCUGAGGUAGCUGUGCUCCGGGACAGUGCUGAGAAGUUAACAUGUGCCUUUGUGCGUUGUGCAGCUAGUUGCUGUCAACAAACUCGUGCAGUGUUAAUCGUAGCUACUGCAAGUGGAGCAGCUAACCCAAAGCACCUUCUGCAGCACAGUUGGACUUAUUUGACUGCCAUGUAGAUACUGUACAUAACUUUUUAAGAAGUAAUGUACAUUAAGUGUUUGUGUAACCAUUGUGAUUUUAAUUUACCUCAGCCCAGGACAGCGUUGGACAGUUUAUGUGGGUGCAAAUACAUGCAUACUGCAUGAAGCAAAAAAAAAGUGCUUAUGGCCUUUUACUAUUAGAGCUACUAUCAUCUUUGUUGACUUGUAGUAUAAACAGUUGCCCAUCUUGGAGAAUGACAGCAGGGUUUUGUUCACAACUUUAGCUGAAAGUGGCAGACGGCUGAGUCGCAUCACUUUGUUGUCAUUGACGAUAUUUAUUGUGGAAUCAUUGCAUUUCACCUUAUGACGCAAGUGCUCAGUCUUCAAGAGUCUGGAUGCCUUCACUGUACUAUAUGGCAAGCUUGCAUCGGCACUUGUUGCUAACACCGCCAAUUUGAACUCGGCAGCGCCUUUCUAACGAACACAUCUAUUGUGCUGUUAUUCUUAUGUUGAUAACAGCACACCAUAAAAACAUCGAGCAUGAAUUGGUCCAGGCAAAUGUCUCCUGAUGAGCUCAAUGUUAAGUGGGCUGACGCGAUAACUUGAUAGACAAAUAAAAGACAAAUCACCUGAUGUCCUAGAAGUUGUGGUUCCGCAUGUCUUCAAGUUGGCUGUCGUCUAAACUUAAUCCGCAUUUUUUCUGUGUAGCCGUGUGUUAAUGAGGCGCUUCCCCUUUUCCCCCAUUUAUAAUGCACAAGUUCAAUACAAGUAUCUGUCUAAAUACAUAUUGCGCCGGUUGCAGCUCUCUUUGGUGCUUUUGGCACUAUACAGGUCGUCUGAUGUAACUUGAGCCAAGACUUUAAAACGAAAGGCACGUUUGAAGCAAAUUGAACUGAACGCAUUCUAUUUGCACUAGCCUAUAGUUACUCAGGCUAUUUCUUGUAUUCCCCUUAAAUCAUUAUGUUUAAUUACCCAACUUUUUAAUUACUGGCUGAAGACCCAAAGUAUGAUCGCAGAGAACUAUAGGCUAGCGCGAAUAGUAUUCGUUCAAUUCAAUCCACUUCGACAUGCAUUUUUAAAGUCUUGGCUCAAGUUACAUGGGACAACCUGCAGAAUAUAGAUAACACAGACCUUGUGGUUGCGUCAGCGGUUGCUGAGUGUGGGCAUUUCAGAGGGCUAGGGCAUGUCAGCAAUUGUUUCUGUUUAUUGGAGACAUCUACUAGUACUGUCGCAGCAACGAAGGCUACAUUCCAAGCAAACCUAACUGGGCGAGUGUUGUGCAAUCCAAGGUCACGUGUUUCCUUGUAGAGGUAGCUGGUUUUCCAUUUGUGCAAUGUUUUUCACUCCAUCUGCGGUGUGAUUACACUGCAGAUGGGCCCAAAACUGGUACUUCUGCAUUGGUGCUGCUGGUGAAAGCAUUGCUUGGAGCAUGGUUUAUUGAUUUGUGCCUUCGAGUGGGCUGCUGCACCAAUUGCGAUGAAAUUUGCAUAAUUAGGGUCGCAAUACAUAUGUAAAUUUUUAGUAGUAUAAUAAUUGCAUAAUUAUUACCUGUAAUAUUUAUUUGCAACUAGCAUGCGCUACUAUGAAGACGUCACGACAGCUACACCCUCGCUGGCACUUCUGCUCUUGCUACUGCAACAGGCCAUGGGUAUCCAUGGGCCAUGAUGGAUACCCAUGGGGACAUGAGUAUCCAUCAACAGGCAGUGGGUAACUCCAGACAUCAGAGUUUAACAUAGGACUCCCUAACAAGGGAGUGUCAUAAUAAGUGUUACAAAAAUUGGAUAAGUAUUAUAUUGUGAAUCUUUGACUUACUCAUCUGUAGCAUAUCCAACAGUAUGUCACAACGUGUGCAUAUUAUCUACCCGAGACACCAACGACUACACAUUGGGUUACUUGUUUCUUCACAAUGGCUCAUUAUGUACCUGCUCACGUUCAGUUGAUUGUUGCAUGCAAUGCUGGUACAGCUAACUUGCCACGUAGUGAAUGUAUUGAUUGAUUAAUAAACAGCAGCUUGUUUUUUA